Messenger RNA from Monopterus albus (swamp eel), 8568 nucleotides. RefSeq names its product proline rich 12a (gene prr12a). The record is from RefSeq and is a predicted model, not a curated record. Bases 1124 to 7318 code for a protein of 2064 amino acids. The transcript is spliced from 16 exons. NCBI's taxonomy places the organism in Eukaryota, Metazoa, Chordata, Actinopteri, Synbranchiformes, Synbranchidae.
CAGGCUGCACAAUGGAUAUGAGUGACUGCUGGGGGCCUGUACAAAUCUGGUUUUUACUGGAAAUAUUUUGCACUCGAAAGUGUCUCAGCGCAUCGCAGCGUUCAGGACAAACAUCUGUUUUUGUUCGUGUAGUUAAAUGUAGUCUCAACUAAUAAUUAGCCAAGCAGUCAUUUGAAAUUAUGAAAAAGCAUGCAGGGCUGGCUGACAGACUGGGGGCUGGUGAACGGAGGUCACCGCAGAUACUGAGUGAGUCUCCGCGGUGAGACAGAGUGGGGGAGAGGGAGGACGGACAGCGGCCAGCCGCCUUCAAAAAUGGCGUCUCCGGAGGAAAAUGAGUAAAAAUUAUUAAAACGCGGCCUGCUUUCCUUACACUUCCUCGUUCGGGUUUUAUGUUUUUUUCGUACUCUGGUUAUAGAGAACGGGGCAAACCUGUCUUCGCUUUUACUUGAAUGGCCAAAGAAAGCAAUAAUAUGGGGGUCGAGCAUUUGGAGAAAUAAAAGCAGCAGUUUUAUUUUGAUGCGUCGUUAGUGACAGCUAGCAUCUGCUGCUAGCUCACAGCUCUGCUCCGGAGGGGGUGGGAACGAUUUGCAUGCAAGGGGGGUUUUAAAAAAGAUUCUGAAAUUGGGGAUUUCUUUGCUUGUCUAUGAGGAAUGAUUGGUACCAACGUGGCCUGUCGAUUACAAUCUUUUCUAGUGCUAGCAGCGUAGCCAAAACUAGCCUAAAGAAAGGGGAGGAGAGAGACGGUGAAAAGGACGCAUUCAAAUCAAAUGUUUAUCAGCAAUUGGCCGAAUCCGCGGCAUCUUCAUCAUGACCGUGACUGAUUUUGGGCUAAGUCUGCAUUCGUGGAAAUGAUAAAUGUAAAAGGCAUCGGAAAAGGAGAAAGCCUGGUUUUUUCGGAGGUGGUUGGAUUAUAACCCCGUAGACCCCCCUCUUUUUCAUCCAGCUUUCUCCUCCUCCCCUCCAUUUCUCUUUCAAUAUGCUGUUUUCCACUCCUGGGGACUUGCUUAUGAAACCGGGGAAAAUAGCCUGAAACCUAGAACGAGAAAACCUGGAUUUUUCCUCAAUCUGCGCUGCGACGUCCUCGUUGCUUUCGUCCUCAUCGCUCACAUUUUACAACACAUAAAUGGAUAGAAAUUACCCGGGAACAGGAUUUGGUGAUUUGGGCGCAGGAGCAGGAUGGAGUUACGAGAGAUCGGCAAAAGCAAGUCUUGUAUAUGGGAGUUCCAGAUCAUCCCACCCUGACUCUGAGCUCCUUCACCGACAAGCCUACGCCACCCCACACCCUCUGCAGGGCUAUGCCACCAAUCACCACCCAGGGAGCUCUGGCCAAGGCGGGGCUUGGGGAGCAGCUGGACGGAGUUUGGGUCUGUCAGGGCUCUUUGACACUGGCCUGCACCAUGCCAGCCCCUCUGCCCCUGAUGCCUCUGUCAUGAAUCUGAUCUCAGCCCUGGAGUCCCGGGGUCCCCAACCUCCACCCUCUGCCUCCUCCCUUCUCUCCCAGUUCCGCACACCAUCCUGGCAGACAGCAAUGCACACGCCUGCUCCUCCCGAACUCUUCAUCUCUGGAGCCCUUCCUGGCUCUGGCUCCUUCCCCUCCUCCUCAGCUCUGUCAGCGUAUCAGCAUCCAGCAUCCUUCUCCAGCCGUUCUUUCCCAGCUGCCUCCCUUUCCCUCCAGGACACCCCCACAUUCAGUCCCACAUCCAAUGGCCUGCUCUCCCCACAUGACCCCCUGCUACACAUUAAGGCCCCUUCCCAGUCUAGCCUGGGUUUUGAUAGGCUCCUGUCCUCGCAGGGUGCUGCUGCAGCUGCCUACAGGGGUAGCCAGGAUCCCACGGGAGCCACAUCAGCCCAGGCAUCGUCUAGGCACCUGCAGUCACACCAGUUCAACCUGCUUUCAUCACAGCUCCAGGACCAGUCCUCCCAGCUGUAUAAUGCAUCAGUCUUUUCGUCAGCCCAGCCCCAGCCUCAGUCCCAGUCCAAUUCAGCUCAGGAACGGGCCGUGCCCAGGCAGGACAGCGUUAUCAAGCACUACCAGCGGCCCACACCAGCUCAGCCACAGCUCUCGUCCUCUGCUGCCCACUCCCUUCAGCACUACCUCAGCUGUGGAGGGGCGGGAUACCAGCAGAUAGCCACCCACCACAGGCAUGCUGGCCUUUCGUGCAGCCCACUGGGCGACCAGAGUCCCUCAUCUGACCACAAGGCCACUUCUCGCACUGAGCAGUAUCGACCAAUCAUCCAGCCUCCCUAUUCCUCCUCCUCUUCCUCCUCAUCUUCUUCCUCAGCUGGGAAAGGUACCAAAAGCAGCUCCAGCAGUGGCUAUUCUUCUGCCAGUUCAGCAUCAUCUUCAAGAACCCCUCACACACCCCCUUCUGCUUCCUCUACCUCCUCUUCCUCCUCCUCUUCUUCUGCCACCUCUGGGGCUCAUCCAUCCAACUCAGUCCCCACCUCCCCCCCCUCUGCCCCCCAGUCUCUUCCAAAGUCCUGCCUGUCAGGCUAUGGUUCUCCUGUGCCCCCAGUAAAGACCCCCACAUCUGCUCUUACUGGUCAGACCCCUCCUCAACAACAGACACAAUCAUAUUCCCCUAAUCAGCCACCAACCUCUCACCUGGCUCAGUCCUAUGGAGGCUUCAGUUCACCACAAGCGCAAGAUUUGAGCUCUGGUACUGCUGGGAAAGGCUAUGGGAGUUUAGGAGGGCGAAGCCAGUCAUACUCCACUGAUAUAUAUGGAGCUGAUUCGGCUUAUGGAUCACUGCCAUCUUCUCUGGGUGGAGCUGGAAGCCCCUCACUAGGCUAUGGAGCCCCAGGUCACUCCCCUGCCCUUUUAAGAUCAAGUGGUUCAUCAGGGAGUGGAGCAUCUGGCGGAGGAAGCAGCAGCGGCACAGGAGGUGGGAACUCUGGCUCAGGAGGAGGAGCAGGAAAUAGUAUGACCAAUGAGAGAGGUGGAGGAGGAAGUGGUGCAGGGUCUUAUCAUCUUCCAGACUCUAGCCCCUCUCCAUCAGGCAAUUCAGGCAUCAUUCGUCCAGGGUUGCACUCCCCAGUGCCCACCUGCCCCACACAAUCUCCAGGAGGUGCAAGCUCUAAUAAAUACAUUUCCUCAGUUCUCUCCCCCACCUUCCUAGCCUCUCCACAGGGCUACCCUGACACCAGAGGCCCCAGCUCCCAACCUCAGUCCUAUCAUUCCACAUCCUCCAAAACAAAGGCUGAAACCUCUAUGCUAGGCGUGGGCUCUCAGAGAUCACAAGAAGAAGUAGAUGAUGAUGACGAGUUCUUGAUCCAGCACCUACUGCAAGCCCAAGCAAGUCCUACUCCCCAGGCUGCUCAUCAUCACCCUCAACAGCAACCCUCACAGGCAUCCCAACAAACACAGCCCCAGCCCCAGUCAGUACCCCCAACUAGUGAUUCAGGAAAGGGGCUGAGCUAUGACAUGGGUAAGACCUCUGAGGAGAGGUACCACCCCCAGAGUGUUAUACGUACCCACAGUGCCACGUCUGCUGCUGGAGUAGGAAGUGCAGGGUCUGGAGGGUCCAUCUCAGGACUGGACAACCAGCUGGAGAUGUCACUGAAGAAGCAGCAGCAGCAGCAGCAGCAACAACAUCAGCAGCAGCAACACCAUCAUCAACAGCAACAACAGCAGCAAAGAAAUGAGAGGUCUGUUGGAAGCAGCAGAAACAGUGGAGGGAGAGGCAGUACUGAACAAGUGCACCCCCACCUCCAUCACCAUGACAACUUAAGCUCUGUAGUCCACUAUGGGCGGGGUGACCCCUACAGCCAACACAGCCUUGCACCCCAACACUCUUCACAUACUCAGCAUGUGUCCUCACACUCUCAAAUACCGUCCCACACCCAAAUGGAGCUCCAAAAGAAGCCACAGGAGCGUGGUGAAAUUCCUUACCCUCGGAAAACACCCGAAGUCCAGCAACAGCAUUCUCAGUCUCAAGCUGCUGCCUCCCUCAUGGACUCUCCCACCGAUCAGUCCCGUCAGCCACCACACCUGCUCCAGUCAGUGCUGUCGCACACCACCCGCAACAAGCUGGAGCCUCAUCAACAGCACCAUAAGAUGGAAUCUCAUCGGCAACACCAACAGCAUCAUAAGAUGGACUCUCACCAACCACAUCAGCAACACCCAAAAAUGGACUCUCACCCUCAGCAUCAACAGCACCAGAAGAUGGACUCCCAUCAGCAUCAACAGCACCACAAACUUGAUUCUCACUCACAACAUCAACAGCACCAUAAAAUGGACUCUCAUGCCCAACAGCAGCAGCACUCUAUUACCCAACAGCAAGCUGUAAUGGAAAGUGCUGGUGGGAGACUUGGCACAAGUAAACAUCAGCCACAGUCUCAAUCUCAAACCACUCAGCUCCAGCUUCAACUACAGUCCCAGGCUCUGGAAGUGGCAGCAGCUCACUACAACCAUGGGCCCCCUCCCCAUCAGCACGAGCAGAGCCAGAUUAAGCAAAGCUCAGUGGUCUCUUCCUUGGAUAUGCUGGAGCGCUCCCUUUCUCAGACCUCCAGCACAGACGUAGCUGUUGCAGAGGACCGACAUGGUGGAGCAGGCAGUGGGGGAAGGAGUGGAGGCAGCAGUGAGCGCCACAGACAGCAGCAACAUGAGCCUAUUCCACCUCUGAAGAUCAAAUUACCAAUCGGUACUCUGUCCUCCUCCGAUGCUUUGCUGAGGACAGAUUCUUUGUCUGGCACAGACCCGGCUUUGUCGGACGGCUCAGUUGGCUCAGCUCCCUCACUUGGUUUAAGCCCUGGAGCCCCCUGCAGCACGGAAAGCACCAGAAGUCAGGAUAAGAACAAGCAGAAAAGCCAGAUGAUGAGCGAAGGAGUGGACGAUGAGGGGCUGGAGGAACGGGGGGAUGAGAAGGACUCAGAGUCCAAAGCCGGCUUUGUCGCUUCAUUUCUGGACUUUCUCAAGUCAGGAAAGAGACCUCCAAGCUUGGACAUCUCACCAGGAAUGGAACAUGACAAUGGUGAGACUUCACCCUGUAAAUCAGGGGGUCUGCGGCCGCUGUCUCCUGCACCUCCUCCUCCACCUCCGCCCCCUCCAUUCGGGGACAGUGAAGGGAAUGGGGGACUGGCCCUGGGCAACUGCCCUAGCCCCAAGCGCUUGGAAGAUGAACUUAAGAGGAACCUGGAAACCUUGCCUUCAUUCUCCUCAGAUGAGGAGGACUCUGUUGGAAAGAACCAGGACCUCCAGAAGAGCAUCUCCUCAGCCAUUUCUGCUCUGUAUGACACUCCUCAGCUAACCUCUAGCAUUCAGCCUCAGCUACCUCCUCCAACUCCCCAGCCUCAACCUCAGCCUGCUCAGGCCCCGCUUACUCCCACACUGCAGCCCCCAACACUUAGCCCACAGCCUACCAUGCAUAUCCCACACACCCAGCCCCAAUCCAAUGAACCUGAGGUUCUCCAGCCUGAAGAUACGGACAUGGAUGAGAACAAGGAAGAAGAGAAUGAGGAAGAAAGAAGCAUAGGAAGGGAUGAAGACAGUGAUAUGACAGAGGAGAAAGAACCACAGCUGGAAACCCUGGGUGCCCUUAAGCUUGAUGCACCCCUCCCUGAGAUUCCUCCUGUUCCAGCAACUCCCGAACCCCCCUCUGUUCCUCCAUCUCCUGCCUCAUCCUCCUCUCCUUCUCACUCCCCCCUCCCUCCCCUUUCACUUCCCUCACCCCUACCUGCACCAGAACAACAACAGGAGAAUUCUCAGCCUCCGAGCCCUGUUGCUCCCACAUCCCCCACUCCACCACCUCCACCACCUGCUGCUCUCCCUCAGCCUGCCACUCCUCCUUCAACUUCCCCUCCUCCUCCAUCUUCAAUUCAGAAGGAGUCUCCAAUGCCAUCUCCAGACUCCCCUGCCUCGCCCGAAGAACUCCCAGCUCCUAAAAUCACUUCCCUGCAUCUCGCCCAGAAGCAAGAAGACGCUGCCAUUGUUGGAGAGAGUGAGGAGGAUGAGAGCGAGAGUGGAGGGGAGGGCAUCUUCAGAGAAAGGGAUGAGUUUGUGGUGCGAGUGGAAGACAUUGGAACUCUCAAGCUGGCCCUGCAGAUGGGCCGAGAACCUCCACCUAUCUGGAGGGUGCAGAAGGCCCUGCUGCAGAAGUUCAGCCCAGAGAUCAAAGAUGGGCAGAGACAGUUCUGCGCCACAAGCAAUUAUCUUGGCUACUUUGGUGAUGCCAAGAGGCGAUACCAGCGAAUCUAUGUCAAGUUUUUGGAGAAUGUAAAUAAGAAGGACUACGUCAGGGUCUGCUCUCGGAGACCAUGGCGCAGAGCCACACCUGCUCUCAGACGCCAGUCCCUCCCCAGAAUGGCAUCCCCUCCUGCUACCCAGGUGCCACUGAAAGCAGUGGAGAAAGAGGAGAGAGUGGCUCCACCAGUCCAGCGUGAACAGAGGGAGAAAACAAGAACAGCGGCCACAGCAACAACAAAAGAACAGCGGGAGAAGAAGGAGGUUCCAACUGCUCUACCCAAAGCCAAGGAGAAAGAAAGGGAGCAUGAGAAGGAGAAGCGAGUGCAUCCACAGCAAGACAAAGUGGGGAAACGUGCUGUGCCAGCAGAACGAGGUAGAGCAAAGGAGGAGAAGAAAGUGGUGGAGAGGAAGGAAAAGGCUGAGCGCCCACCCAAGUCCAAGCUGGCCAAGGUGAAGGCAGAGCCACCACCGAAGAAGAGGAAGAAGUGGCUGAAGGAAGUGGCUUCAUCAUCAGACUCUGAUUCAUCGGAUGAGGCACCUAGUGAGAAUGAAAUGCCAGUGAAAGGCGGAGUGAACAACCGUGCCAUGAGGGAGAUGUUCAGGAGCUAUGUGGAGAUGCUGGUCAGCACAGCACUAGACCCUGAUAUGAUCCAGGCUCUGGAGGACACUGAUGAUGAGCUGUACCUCCCACCAAUGAGGAAGAUUGACAGCAUCCUCAGCGAACAAAAAAGGAGGCUGUUGAGGAGAGUCAGCAUGAGCUCUCAGCACCAGGAGAUCCUGCAUGCUUACUCUCAGAUCAUCGUUGACCCCUUGGACUCAGGAGUGGUGAGGGUGCGACUAAGCGGGGAUGCUUACAAUCGCAAGACCCUCAACAGAGUCAAGAAGACCCUGCCUAAACCACAGGACCUCAAACUGUCAGCCGAGUCGUAUCGGCUCUACAGCCUCUACCACUCCCUCCAUCACUAUAAAUACCACACCUUCUUACAGUGCAAGAAAGAGACCAACACCAUUGAGCAGGCAGCUGAGGAUCCGGGCCAAGAGGAAGUGGUGCAGCAGUGCAUGGCUAACCAGAGUUGGCUGGACAGCCUCUUCAGCUCCUUCAUCGAGCUGCUCACGCUCAGUGCCAAAGCCUGAGUUGACGACAGAGAUGGAGAGAAUUAAUUAAAGCAGGAGGAUUUAAAACAAACAAACAAAAAAACAAUGGAAAACAGAAAGAGACAGAUCCUACUGUACAGCCCCUCCCUCCAACCCUCUUCAGAUCUCUGAGAUCUGAGGACAUUUUUAAGGCCCUUGACGAACACAAGGGGGUCUGUUGUUGUGACCUCGGACAAUGGCCUAUGUUCUUUUUCUUGUUAUUGAUCAGUGACUAAAGAAAUGUCUUACUUUGUGACAAGGGGACCCCGCCAGAUCAGGGGUCACUUGUGAGUCAAGAGGGAAAUGAGCGACGGUGAAAAGGGAGAGAUGAGGUGGACGGACACGGAGGAGUCCUGAUGCCAAGACAAGGGAGGAACAACUGACAUUGUGUUAACCAUGUGUCAUAAAGACAAUAGUUCAAAGAGAAACUAUUACCACUUAGUUUUUACAUAAAUUAUUUUUUUGAAAAGACUAACAUCAGCUGUUGGCUUUUGAAAAGAGUGGAAGAGGGGGAGAAUGCUUUUUAAACCGUGUAGAGUGUGGUGCUGUGAGCAGAGUGAACAUGGACUUGUCCACAGAUAGAAACAUGAAAUGUGUUAAUGAAUGCUCUCUCUCUCUCUCUCUCUCUCUCUCUCACAUCCUGUGCUAUGUGAAGGGCAGCACCAGUCAGCUGUGUGAUAAUAUAUAAACAUUUUUAUUAUUUAUAUGAGGAGGUUUUUAACUUAAACUCUCACGAGCGCUGGGUUGCUGCCGUAACAUUUGAAAUACCUUUUUAUUUUCCACAGGUUCAGUAUACAAUCGUAACCCACAUAUCCAAGUCAUCGUCCCCUCUAUACAAAAGAACAGACAUUGAGACAAAUAUUGUAUCAAAUAGUGGGUGUAAAAUAAUUUUAAAAAUGGGGGGUGGAUGGGGGAAAUCUAUUUGAAACUUCACAUUGUUGUGCUUCAGUUCAAUCAUCAGUCAUGCAGGUGUAAAGAAAAAGAAGUAAACUAUCCAUUUUCCAUGUGGGAAGAAGGAGUAUACAUAAGUAAUAUUUAAAGAGGAAAUAGUCAUUUCAUUUUUAUCAUUUUGAUGUUUGUGCAUACUGACUUAUUUUGAAAACAAUCUAAUUUUCCAUUAAAAGGAGGGUGGAGGCGUGUAAAUAUUGUACAGUUCUUGAUGAAAUUCUUUGUCCUUCUGUACAUUAACUCUCCUGUAUUUGAGAAACAAAUAAAAGCUGCAAAGAACAAAUGGUGUUUGAUUUCUCUAC